Molecule: messenger RNA, 1627 nt
Organism: Mytilus californianus (California mussel)
Lineage: Eukaryota; Metazoa; Mollusca; Bivalvia; Mytilida; Mytilidae
Product: tubulin beta-4B chain-like
Exons: 4
Coding region: 109-1449 (446 amino acids)
Biological process (GO): microtubule cytoskeleton organization; mitotic cell cycle
Cellular component (GO): microtubule; cytoplasm
Molecular function (GO): GTP binding; structural constituent of cytoskeleton; GTPase activity
Source: RefSeq, a predicted model, not a curated record
GUUGUGCAUCGGCUUUGGUAUAAAUCUUGCGCGCGCCCGGUUCAACCGUAGGCAAGUAGAAUUCAAAGUUCCAGCAAAGGACACACAUUACAAACAAAUUAAAUCAAAAUGAGGGAAAUCGUACACAUUCAGGCUGGACAGUGUGGAAACCAGAUUGGUGCUAAAUUCUGGGAAGUCAUCUCAGACGAACACGGAAUCGACCCCACAGGAACAUACCAUGGUGAUUCAGAUCUGCAAUUAGAAAGAAUAAAUGUAUACUACAAUGAAGCCACAGGAGGCAAAUAUGUACCACGUGCAAUUUUGGUCGAUCUUGAGCCAGGAACUAUGGACUCUGUCAGAUCUGGUCCAUUUGGACAAAUUUUUAGGCCAGACAAUUUUGUGUUCGGACAAUCAGGUGCAGGCAACAACUGGGCUAAGGGACAUUAUACAGAAGGUGCCGAAUUAGUAGAUUCAGUAUUAGAUGUUGUGAGGAAAGAAGCUGAGAGUUGUGACUGUCUUCAGGGAUUCCAACUUACACAUUCUUUGGGAGGUGGAACUGGAUCCGGUAUGGGAACCCUCUUGAUCUCCAAAAUCAGAGAAGAAUACCCAGACAGAAUCAUGAACACCUUUUCAGUUGUACCAUCACCCAAAGUAUCAGACACUGUUGUAGAACCAUACAAUGCCACCCUCUCUGUCCAUCAGCUGGUAGAAAACACUGAUGAAACAUACUGUAUUGACAAUGAAGCUCUUUACGAUAUCUGCUUCCGUACUUUGAAACUCACCACUCCAACAUAUGGCGACUUAAACCAUCUCGUCUCUGCCACUAUGUCUGGAGUUACUACCUGCCUCAGAUUCCCAGGUCAAUUGAAUGCUGAUCUCCGUAAAUUGGCUGUCAACAUGGUACCAUUCCCACGUCUUCACUUCUUCAUGCCAGGAUUUGCCCCAUUGACAUCCCGUGGAAGCCAGCAGUACAGAGCCUUGACUGUACCAGAACUUACCCAGCAGAUGUUUGAUGCCAAGAACAUGAUGGCUGCUUGUGAUCCACGUCACGGCAGAUAUCUCACAGUUGCUGCCAUGUUCCGUGGUCGUAUGUCAAUGAAGGAAGUAGAUGAACAGAUGUUGAACGUACAGAACAAGAACAGCAGCUACUUUGUUGAAUGGAUCCCCAACAAUGUCAAGACAGCUGUCUGUGACAUUCCACCAAGAGGUCUGAAAAUGUCUGCUACAUUUAUUGGCAACAGCACAGCCAUCCAAGAAUUAUUCAAACGUAUAUCAGAACAGUUCACUGCUAUGUUCAGACGAAAGGCUUUCUUGCAUUGGUACACUGGUGAAGGUAUGGAUGAAAUGGAAUUCACAGAAGCUGAAUCCAACAUGAAUGACUUGGUCUCAGAAUACCAACAGUACCAGGAUGCCACUGCUGAGGAAGAAGGUGAAUUUGAAGAGGAGGAAGGAGAAGGAGAAGAAGCUUAAAAAGUGACAAUCUCUUGACUACAAUUAUAUUCUUGUUAAUUUAUUUUGUUAUUGGACCUACCACAGUAAAGUUCUACGGGUUAAAAAUACUCAAAAAAGCAUAGCUAUGGACAGUAUUAGAAUGUUUACAGAAAUCCAACAUUGUAAGACCAAAUAAAAGUAAUGACCACAAACUAAA